Messenger RNA from Scheffersomyces amazonensis, 1605 nucleotides. Its product is annotated as RNA-dependent ATPase. Gene Ontology annotation, molecular function: RNA helicase activity; ATP binding; nucleic acid binding. The record is from RefSeq and is a predicted model, not a curated record. The transcript has a single exon. Lineage: Eukaryota; Fungi; Ascomycota; Pichiomycetes; Serinales; Debaryomycetaceae. Bases 45 to 1505 code for a protein of 486 amino acids.
ACACCUUUGAAUAACUCGAUAACUGUAUAUAAUAACUCUGCAACAUGUCUACUAAAGCUGGAAGUGUGAUUAAGAAAAAGAGUAAGAAGCAGGACGUUAAGGACUUAGCAGAAAAGAUCAAAAGAAACGCCUUGUUGAAGCAGAAACAGCAACAGAAACAAGUAGAACAAGACGAAGAAGACGAAGAAGAUGAUCAUGAUAAGAUAGAAGAAACUACUAAGGAAACCGUUAUAAAUCCUGAUGAUGAAUUGAAAUUUAAGACUUUUCAUGAAUUGAAGUUAGUUCCUGAAUUACUUGAAUCGAUUCAACAAAUGAAAUUUACUAAACCAACUCCUAUUCAAUCUGAAGCUAUACCAUAUGCUUUAGAAGGUAAAGAUAUUAUUGGAUUAGCCGUGACUGGAUCUGGUAAAACUGCUGCUUUUGCAAUUCCUAUAUUACAAGCUCUUUGGAGUGCGCAAAUUCCAUAUUAUGGAUUGGUUUUAGCUCCAACUAGAGAAUUAGCAUAUCAAAUAAAAGAAACUUUUGAUGCAUUAGGUUCAUCAAUGGGAUUAAGAUCGGUAUGUAUUGUAGGAGGAAUGGAUAUGAUGGAUCAAGCUAGAGAUUUAAUGCGUAAACCUCAUAUAAUUGUGGCAACUCCUGGUAGAAUUAUGGAUCAUUUAGAACAUACUAAAGGAUUUUCAUUAAAAAAUUUACAAUAUUUAGUAAUGGAUGAAGCUGAUAGAUUAUUAGAUAUGGAUUUUGGGCCUGCAUUAGAUAAAAUUUUAAAGAUUAUACCAUCUAAGAGAACAACUUAUUUAUUUUCUGCUACAAUGACUAAUAAGAUUGAAAAAUUACAAAGAGCUUCUUUACAUAAUCCUGUAAGAGUUGCUGUAUCAUCUAAAUAUCAAACGGCUGAUAAUUUAAUUCAAUCAAUGAUGUUAGUUAGUGAUGGUUAUAAAAAUACUUUCCUUAUCCAUUUAUUAAAUGAAUUUAUGGGGAAAUCAAUUAUAAUAUUUACAAGAACUGUUGCUCAUGCUCAUAGAACUGCAUUAUUAGCUAGAAUUUUAGGAUUUUCAGCUGUACCAUUACAUGGACAAUUAACUCAAGCUCAAAGAUUAGGAUCUUUAAAUAAAUUUAAAUCUGGUGUAGCUAAUAUUUUAGUGGCUACUGAUGUUGCAUCUAGAGGUUUAGAUAUUCCAUCAGUUGAUGUAGUAAUAAAUUAUGAUAUUCCAACUGAUUCAAAAGCUUAUAUUCAUAGAGUUGGUAGAACUGCUAGAGCAGGAAGAUCAGGUAAAUCAAUAUCUUUAGUUACUCAAUAUGAUUUAGAAAUGUAUUUAAGAAUUGAAAGUGUUUUAGGUAAAAGAUUACCAAAGGAUCCAUCACCUUCAAAGGAAGUAUUACAAGCUUUACAUUUCCAUGUUGAUAAGGCAACAGCUGAAGCAAUUAGACAAACUAAAGAUUUUCAUGAAAAGAAUAAAAGAAAAGGUAGUAGAGGUAGAGAUGAUAAAGAUCGUGAAGAACGUUGAACGUUGAACAUUAAUUGGUUCUUGACAGUAAAUAUUAAUUAUUGGGUAAUUAUAGUUUUAUAGGAGUUAAUGACAAAAAUAUUGUAAUAUUAAACAAAGU